Phodopus roborovskii (desert hamster) is the source of this 2736-nucleotide messenger RNA. RefSeq names its product cyclin dependent kinase like 1 (gene Cdkl1). Gene Ontology annotation, biological process: protein phosphorylation. Gene Ontology annotation, molecular function: cyclin-dependent protein serine/threonine kinase activity; ATP binding. NCBI's taxonomy places the organism in Eukaryota, Metazoa, Chordata, Mammalia, Rodentia, Cricetidae. The record is from RefSeq and is a predicted model, not a curated record. The coding region runs from base 231 to 1289 and encodes 352 amino acids. The transcript is spliced from 10 exons. Gene Ontology annotation, cellular component: nucleus.
CAGCCACCUGUAGGCUCCCAGCCUUUACCGCGAUGUGAUGUCAUUGCUGGGGGGUGGAGCCCGCACCUGGCUGGUCCUAAUUCUAUAACUAGGGCCCUUGUUUUCUCUAGAUCCUGGACCACAGCCCCCUGCUUGAUGGGGCUCGAGAGGGGUCCGCCGCCCACGUAUUUCUUAAACAACGUUUAAAGACUAUAUGACAGCCCAUUCUCAAGAAGACUUAUUCCUCCGUGAUGGAGAAAUACGAAAAAAUUGGGAAGAUUGGAGAAGGCUCCUACGGGGUGGUGUUCAAGUGCAGAAAUAGGGACACGGGGCAGAUCGUGGCCAUCAAGAGGUUUCUGGAAACUGAAGAUGACCCUGUCAUCAAGAAAAUCGCCCUUCGAGAAAUCCGCAUGCUCAAGCAACUGAAGCAUCCCAACCUCGUCAACCUCCUGGAGGUCUUCCGGCGUAAGCGGAGGCUUCACCUGGUGUUCGAGUACUGCGACCACACAGUGCUGCACGAGCUGGAUAGAUACCAGAGAGGGGUACCAGAACAUCUCAUGAAGAGCAUAAUUUGGCAGACACUGCAGGCUGUAAAUUUCUGCCAUAAACACAAUUGCAUACAUAGAGAUGUGAAACCAGAAAACAUUCUCAUCACAAAACACUCAAUCAUUAAGCUCUGUGACUUUGGGUUUGCCCGGCUUCUCACCGGACCAGGUGACUACUACACAGACUAUGUGGCCACCAGGUGGUACCGCUCACCUGAGCUGCUGGUGGGGGACACACAGUAUGGCCCCCCGGUAGAUGUUUGGGCAAUUGGCUGCGUCUUUGCUGAGCUGCUAUCCGGAGUGCCUCUGUGGCCAGGAAAAUCUGAUGUGGAUCAGCUCUAUCUGAUAAGGAAAACCCUGGGGGACCUCAUUCCCAGGCACCAGCAAGUAUUUAGCAUGAAUCAGUACUUCAGUGGGGUGAAAAUUCCAGACCCUGAGGAUAUGGAAACCCUUGAGUCGAAAUUUCCAAACAUCUCCUACCCUGCCUUGAGCUUCUUAAAGGGCUGCCUCCACAUGGACCCGGCUGAGAGGUUGACAUGCGAAGAGCUGCUGCGGCACCCAUAUUUUGACAACAUUCGAGAAGUUGGGGAUUUGACGAGACAACAUGACAAGUCAGUGAGGAAGACCCUGAGACAGAGUCGAAAGCACCUGACUGGGUUGCAGUACCUACCUCAGCUAACCAGCAGCAGCAUCCUUCCAGCUUUGGACAAUAAGAAGUACCACUGUAGUACCAAGAAACUUAACUACCAUUUCCCAAACAUUUAAGGAGCUAGCAGAGUAAUGAAGAAGUGAUCCGCAUUUUGAAGAAAAGAAACGUACACAUUUGAUCCCUGUGUUGAGCAUACAUCAGGCAAAAACACAGACCGAAAGCUGGAGGCCACUUAGCACAAUGUGAAGAGAAAUUCCAGAUCCAGAUCCCCAUGCUUGAUGGAGAUGUCCAGAGAAGAAAUCAAAAGCUUGGGGUUUCACUGGGUAUCCAAGCAGCAGAGCUUAAAGACAGGAUAUAAACUCUAUUUAUUGCCAUAGCUGUAACAGUAGAUGUUGGCAAAAGGACUUAUGCUUCAGUUUGCUGUCACAUGUGGAAAGCAGACCAUAUGUAUUUCUUUAGAUCUGUGCUGCCUUGGGUCCUAUCUCUAAUGUUUUUAGAUCAUAUUUAGGUAUGAUUUUAGUCCCUGAAAUCUAAAUGUUUGUGAUUCUAUUUCCUGUUUGCUCUUUCUGGAUUUUCCUGUUUUUAAACACGUUUUAGAAUAUCUAAGUUACUCAAAAUAUCCAAAGUCUUAAAAGUUAAUAGUUUUUGUGCACAUAUAACUGAUGAGAUACUUGUACAUCUCUUACAUACACUUUUAUCUUUACCCUAGGAAAGGGAUAGAAUGAGACCCACAGAAUGAACCUGUCAGCCUGAAAAUAAUUAUCAGUUUGUUCUUCAGCUUCAACUUCUUACCUGAAGACUGUUCUAUAAGCAAAACUCAUACAUGAUCUGGAUUUAGACAGAAUUGCUUGUGAACUUUAGACUGAAUCAGAAAACAUGUAGGUUGUUAAUUGAUAUUCUCUCCUUAAAGUAUCUCUUAUUUAUCUCUUAUUACAUUAUAUUAUAUCAUGAAUGUCUGUGAACACACACUCAUACAUUUGUACAUGGAUGUAUGUAUACAUGCCAUGCUGAUGAUUACAGUACAACAAAUAAGGAAGUGGUAAAAAUAAUACCGAGGAAAUUUUGGUUUUAAAUGACGAGACUUAAGAUUAAAAUUACCUUCGAUUUGGUUUGUUAUUCCCUAUGGCAAAGCUGUUCUCCCUGUCCCUGGACGCGGGCAAUGUGAGCCCCACACAGCUUUUCACUAUCAUUUCUGGUCCACGGGCUGCUAGUUCACAGGAGUUCUCGGACAUGGAUGUAAAGCUCUGUUUUACUGCAUCCUCAGAACAUUUCUUCUGCAUUCUCAUUUUCUUCCUGUGUCAAUUUCAUGACAUCACUUGGGCCCAUUCACUAAAACCUGUCACCUGUUCAAUAAUCUUGGCUACUCCAAGGCAAAGUAAGGCUUCCUAAAUAUAUAUAGCUUACUCCACAGACAUGACAGUGGGUUAAAAACAACUCCAAUAUUAUUCAAUUCCUCUUAAAUAGCCAUGAUUUAAGUGACAAGGAAGGAUAUCAACUUCUGUGAAUAGUUAAAAUUGCCUUUUCCCCCUUUAAAUCAAUGAAAAUGUAUUUGAAAGAAGCAAA